Messenger RNA from Branchiostoma floridae (Florida lancelet), 816 nucleotides. Its product is annotated as CMP-N-acetylneuraminate-poly-alpha-2,8-sialyltransferase-like. Bases 1 to 816 code for a protein of 271 amino acids. NCBI's taxonomy places the organism in Eukaryota, Metazoa, Chordata, Leptocardii, Amphioxiformes, Branchiostomatidae. Gene Ontology annotation, molecular function: alpha-N-acetylneuraminate alpha-2,8-sialyltransferase activity. The record is from RefSeq and is a predicted model, not a curated record. The transcript has 2 exons. Gene Ontology annotation, biological process: oligosaccharide metabolic process; N-glycan processing.
AUGACGCUAAAGAAAUCCGGCGUCCGGAUUGGACAAGGUCUAAAAUAUGGAUCUGCAUAUCGUCCCAAGAAGUCGAAGUCAUUCAAGGUCACCGACGACUUCUUUAACUUAAUCCCAGAAGAAUCACCGCUGAAGGGCCGCCAUUUCAACACAUGCGCAGUCGUGGGCAACUCUGGGAUUGUGUUGAACAGUUCCUGUGGUCAAGAAAUUGACUCCAUGGACUUCGUCAUUCGGUGUAACCUGCCUCAGAUCGAAGGUUACGAGAAAGAUGUCGGCUCCAAGGCGAACCUGACUACAAUGAACCCAUCGGUGGUCAAGAAUAACUUCGGACAGUGGAACAACAAAACACACACAGAUUACGAUCGGUUGUUAGAACGUCUGAAACAGGUUGGCGACCAGAUCCUGUAUGUACCUGUUUUAACGUCCGCCUUUGGAGAGAAGUACGCGAGGGUCAUCAUUCAGAUUAUUCUCCAACACAAUCUGUCCAUGAAGACUGCUUUUCCCCCAGCGGGAAUCAACAAACUCAUGAACAAAAUUUGGACAGAGGCUGGGUAUAAGAUCGUUGCGCUCCGUCCGUCCACGGGAGCUCACAUGUACACCCUGGCUGUCACCAUCUGCGACCAGAUCCACAUGUACGGCUUCUAUCCGUUCAGCGAGGACACACGAGGCAGGGCACUGCGGCACCACUACUACGACACCAAGGAGAUGAUCAGCCAUACUGCCAAUAGGACUCAUAACAUGCCAGAGGAAUUUAGGGCAUUUCAGAAGCUCCACAUGCGGGGUGCAUUGGUACUGCAUACAGAACCUUGCUAUUGA